AUGAAAUCCAUCUCGCCAGCCCUCUUCGCACCCCUCGCUACUGCUGGGGUCAUCAAUCCGGUCAAGAUAGGCAACAUCGACACUGCCCGUCUCCUCUCCUGGCAAACGCAGACGCCCUGCCCGCCGCCACCGACUCUGCAGCCACACUCCGCUCUCGACAAGGUCCGGUCUACAGUAACCUCCCAGACACAGUCCAGCUAUCCAACCCACCCCCCCCUCCUUCCCGCGGCCGAGCAGUGCUACACCCUCGCCGACCCUCGCCAACCAGAUCUCGUCCGCCGCCGCCGCCGCGCCGGACCCAGUUCCCCAAGAUGUUCCCCUGCACCCUCUCCACGGAGCCGGGCUGCCGGCAGAGGCAGAGGCAGGGGCAGACGGACGGACGGCGCGCGCGACCUGCGGUGGUCGGGGAAUGCCGAUGUCCGGACUGUCGGCAUCGAUGACAGCAUUCGCUGUGGGGUGGGGGGCUGA
Drepanopeziza brunnea f. sp. 'multigermtubi' MB_m1 is the source of this 468-nucleotide messenger RNA. Lineage: Eukaryota; Fungi; Ascomycota; Leotiomycetes; Helotiales; Drepanopezizaceae. The record is from RefSeq and is a predicted model, not a curated record.